Molecule: messenger RNA, 1891 nt
Organism: Erigeron canadensis
Lineage: Eukaryota; Viridiplantae; Streptophyta; Magnoliopsida; Asterales; Asteraceae
Product: serine/arginine-rich splicing factor RSZ21A-like
Exons: 6
Coding region: 150-713 (187 amino acids)
Biological process (GO): mRNA splicing, via spliceosome
Cellular component (GO): nuclear speck
Molecular function (GO): zinc ion binding; RNA binding
Source: RefSeq, a predicted model, not a curated record
CAAGUCCCUCACGCAAUUAGAAAGACUCUAGUUUGGGAAUUCCAUUCAUUCCUUGUCAUUCUCACCAAAAAUUAGGGUUUUCCUUUAAUUGCUUCUUAACAAUCGCCUUCAAAUUCAUUCCCUUACAUUAAGGUGAAACAAAGAAAAAAAUGUCUCGUGUAUAUGUCGGGAAUUUAGAUCCACGAGUUACUGAGCGAGAAAUUGAAGAUGAAUUUCGUGUUUACGGUGUUUUACGCAAUGUGUGGGUUGCGAGAAGGCCGCCAGGUUAUGCAUUUGUCGAGUUUGAUGAUCGCAGGGAUGCACUAGAUGCUAUUCGUGCACUGGAUGGGAAGAAUGGAUGGCGUGUGGAGCUCUCUCACAAUUCUAAAGGAGAUGGAGGUGGCCGUCCGCGCGGAGGUGUUGGUGGUCGUGGUGGACGUGGUGGUGGUGAUGAUCUGAAGUGUUAUGAAUGUGGUGAACCAGGGCAUUUUGCUCGUGAGUGUCGUUUACGUGUUGGUCCACGUGGAUUAGGAAGUGGGCGUCGUCGUAGCCCUAGUCCUAGACGGCGAAGGAGUCCAAGUUAUGGCCGCCGGAGCUAUAGCCCACGUUAUAGCCCUCGUGGCAGAAGGUCUCCACCUCGUCGUAGCAUAUCACCUCGCAGAGGCCGUAGCUACAGCAGGUCACCUCUAUAUCGCCGUGCUCGACGUGAUUCACCAUAUGGAAACGGAAUCUAGGAUGGAUUGAAGAAGGGCUGGGUUGCUGGACAGUGCUGAAUGAUAAUAGGAUAGCUCCGCAUUAGUACUUUUCGUGAUAAGCUAUGUGAACAAACUGCGGUAGGUCUAUUAUAUUCAUAUAUCAUGACAUUAUGGUGUGUUGGACCUGGCAUUUGUUGUGGGACUGCACUUUCUGGCGGCCAAAAGGGGUUGCUUGCGACUCUACGGCUUGCUCUUUGCAGCUUUCUGAAAAUUAGAGGUCCUUUUCAUACUCUAUAUAUUCUUAACGGCUUUUGUUUCAUUUUUACUUUCAAUGCUUUAUUGGAUUUAUGGUAAUAUGAUUUAUGUAUUUUUCGGUCUCUGAACAUAUUUUCUAUAUUUUGCUGUUUGCUUUUUUGAGGUUUGGUUAUCACCUGAGAAACGGCCUUCAUCUUAGACUCUGCACUAUACCCGCAUCUUGUUGCUCCUUGUGGUUCUUAGGGACUACUUUGAAAGGGUAUUCGAACUGCAAACUUCAAUUAUGAACUUCAUGUUUUAGCAUAACAUCUCCAUCCCUGCCCUACGCCUGCACGUCCUUGGUCCUUGUGAUUAUUAGUGACUACUUUGAAUGGCCAUUCAAACUGCAAAGUUUGGUUAUGCACUUCACAGCCUUUCAAACCGCAAAAUUUGGUUACAAACUUCAUGGUUUAGCAUCACAUUUCUGUCUCUGCCCUGCGCCAGCUUGUGUCGCUUCUUGUGUGGUCCUUGACUUCUACUUUGAACCGCCAUUCAAACUGCUAAAUUCGAUAAUGAACUUCAGGGUUUGCAUUUCUGCUACACUAUCCAGUGAGCAAUUUUCACCAACACUACCCUAUUUGCAACAAAGCAUGUUGCAGUUAAGACCUGAGAGUGUUGUUUGUGCCACAAGGUUAGACCCAGUAUAUUAUUUAAUUGUUUGUUUUUUAUAAUACCUCUGGACCACCUGGAAGCGCUUUAAAAGUAGUCAGUGUGGUUCGAUGAGUGCAAUUUGUAGGAUCUUUUCGGUAAAGUGCUCAAACCUUUGUUUGUGAGCCAAUGUAUCUAGAGUCACUUGGUUUAUAGUAAUUAUAUAUAUAUAUAUGAGUCUGUAUUCGGGCAACGUUUAUACAUGCUUUAGAUCUCUGGGUCGGUGCUUUCCACUGUUCCAAUACAAAUUAACUGGGGUAUUUGAGCAUCUGUCA